AGGCGCGGCCUGGCCGUCCCGGGGCUGCCAUGGAGAGCCCGGCGGCGGCCUUCACGCUGGCCUACGUGGUGCUGGCCGUGUGCUUCGUCUUCCCGCCCGACGAGUUCCGCUCGGCCGGCCUGACGGUGCAGAGCGUGCUGGGCGCCUGGCUGGGCAGCGAGGACGCGGCCUUCGUGCAGUACCACCUGCGGCGCGGCACCGCCACCCUCCUGGCCCACGCCCUGCUGCCCCUCGGCUACUGUGCCGGCCUUUGCUUUGCCGCACCUGAGACGAAGCUCUGCCGUUUUGACCAGGCCCCGGACCCCUGGCGACUCUUCUUCCUCUUGGCUGUUCUUGCGGCGGCAGCUGCUGGCCUCCUGGCCUAUUACUGGUCCCGAAACGAUUGGAACAACCAUCCCUUGGUCCGGACAAUUUCUUUUUACGCGCUCCCCCAGUCCGGCUGGAGAGCGGUUGCGUCUUCCAUCAACACAGAGUUCAGGAGGAUCGACAAGUUUGCUACGGGGGCCCCCGGAGCACGAGUCAUCGUGACGGACACCUGGAUCAUGAAAGUGACCACAUACUCUUUACGUGUCGCCCAGCAGCAAGACAUCGAUCUCACAGUGGUGGAUUCAAGGCAGCACGAACUCUUGCCGGACUCAAAUAUGCCUGCCCAGUUCCUCACCAUCCGGGUUGGCACCACUAACCCCCACGUGAAGCCUUUCAAUAUCCGUUUGAAUUCAACAGAAUAUGGGGAACUGCGAGAGAAGCUCCAUGCUCCCAUCCGUAAUGCUGCCAAUGUGGUGAUUCAUCAGAGCCUAAGCGACUUGUUUCUGGAAACCUUUACGUCACUGGUGGAGAUGAACCAGACCUAUGCUCUUCCUAGCAACCAGGAGCUGGAGCCGUGCAUUGGGUGUAUGCAGACUAAUGCAAACAUCAAGCUUUUGAAGAACUGUCAAGAGCCUCACGAAGGGGAGUGUGAGCAGUGCUAUUGCCGCCCCAUGUGGUGUAUGACCUGCAUGGGCAAAUGGUUUGCCAGUAGACAGGAUCAGCAGCACCCGGAAACCUGGCUGUCAAGCCAUGUGCCUUGCCCCACGUGCAGAGCCAAAUUCUGCAUUUUGGAUGUUUGCGUUAUACGGUGAAAGAAUCCGAGGAGUCCCUUACCUUUUUUAUCUGGGAUGUACUUUUGAACUGGACAGACCUAUGGCUUACCUUCCGCGCACCACCGCGUUCUGAUUUUUCUGACACCGAAGCCAACUUUAAUUGCCGUAACCUAAACAACUGAGCCCCCGCCCCCAAAUUCUCUGUACUUUUGUGUCCUUCUCCAAUUCUGCUCAACCCUGAAAGAUGUUCUAGGAUUGUGUCAGACUUCAGUUAAAGCAGUCUUUCAGCUGCAGCUGCUGCACGGUUUCUUUAAAACUGCUAUGUUCUUCAAAAACGAAUUAACCGAAGGCUACACGUGAUUAUAAAUCAGUCAAGUAUGGUGUGACAUGGAGUACAAAUGGUGACUCAAAACAUGAUUUUUAUUACUUUGUAAACCAGUAUUAAUCUUCAAGAGAUUUAUGCCUUUCUUAUCUUUAGAGUUUACCUGCAUCAAAGAAGGCAAGCGAUUCUGCUUCAGAAUCAAGGAAUUCGACUGUUAUUUCUCUGAAUUGCCUCUGAGUAGCUUUCCCUUGUUUGGUUUUCCUGAUUUGUUUCUUUGUCAAUGAAGUGUUGUUUAAAAAGCCUAA
Molecule: messenger RNA, 1706 nt
Organism: Heteronotia binoei (common prickly gecko)
Lineage: Eukaryota; Metazoa; Chordata; Lepidosauria; Squamata; Gekkonidae
Gene: TMEM129
Product: transmembrane protein 129, E3 ubiquitin ligase
Exons: 4
Coding region: 30-1118 (362 amino acids)
Biological process (GO): protein ubiquitination
Cellular component (GO): membrane; endoplasmic reticulum
Molecular function (GO): ubiquitin protein ligase activity
Source: RefSeq, a predicted model, not a curated record